AUGGAGAUCGCCACCAUGCUCGCCCUCGGCCCCACCACACCAGGAUCCGGCGUUCUGCCAAUGUCCACCCUCUGGAUCACAUUACCAGCCGAACUAAAAAACCUCAUCCUCGAGCAUGCUAUCCCAAAGCGACUGGACCUCAACCUCAAAAUAUCUUUGUAUCAUCCGACGUGCGCACCUGUAGUAUUGGGUCAGGAGGAGCUGGAGGAAUGGGACUCCACGAUCUUGGAAUGGCAUCGGCUUCCUAUAAUGACUUCAAUCUCCCGUGACACCCGGAAGCAGGCUCUUCGCGCGCUGAAGAAGCACACCACCAUCUUUCUCACUUUAGACAGACGCAGCGAAAUCCCCGAUUCCUUGAAGAUUAUGGACAGGACGGAGCUUCGCGCMACCAUCUCCACAACAUUCUGCUUGACUCCUCCUUCCUACUCUUCCUCUUCAACUAUUGCUUGGGAACUCAAGACCAAGCAUCCGACUGCGGUUGAAUUGAGUAGUAUCCGCCGUCUGAUUGCUUCGUACGAUCCUAAGCCGAACUCGUAUCACGUUGGAAGAGUCAACGAGAUAGUCAACCAGACCUACUCUGGUAAACCUCAUAUUCGUGUCUUGGGCAUGGCCUCCUUUGCAGUUGAGUCCAUGACAAAUAAGCUCCCAGGCCUGGGCUGGAGACCACUCAUCACGGACGAAGGAUUACAAGACUGGCCUGAGAGCCUCGACAUAGAAUGGAUGGGAAUCGACCUUGAGAUCUUAAGGGAGUGGGAGAAGAAUAUUGACGCCAGUGACUAA
Molecule: messenger RNA, 780 nt
Organism: Ramularia collo-cygni
Lineage: Eukaryota; Fungi; Ascomycota; Dothideomycetes; Mycosphaerellales; Mycosphaerellaceae
Exons: 3
Coding region: 1-780 (259 amino acids)
Source: RefSeq, a predicted model, not a curated record